AUGAGAAGCAAAACCAGAAGCAUAAUAGCGACGAUCUUCGUACUGCUGACACUGUGGACAUUCCGCAAGUAUUUUUUUUCAGACGUCGGCCGAAGAAAUCUUCGACAAGACAGCGCAAAGCCAGGAUGGAUAAAGCCUCGCUAUUACAAGAAAAACGAUGCUGUCGAGAUUUUGGUCAAUAAGAUCGAAUCGGACCAUUCAAGCGUUCCAUACGGAUACCACGACCUACCCUUCGUGUGUCCACCAUCGGAGGGCAAGAAACCUUUGCAUUUAUCUCUCAAUGAGAUCAUAAGUGGUGACCGCAAGUGGGAGAGUGACUAUAACCUGCGCUUCGGCGUUGAUGUAGAAUGCGAACGACUGUGUGAUCGCAAAACGCAGCCAGACGCUCUGAAAAAGGCAGACGCUCUUAUUCGCAAGGGUUACAAUGCUCAGUGGCUUAUAGACAGUGACAUGCCCGCGGCAACAACUUUUAUUCAAGCCCGUAGUGGGAAAAAAUUCUAUUCUGAGGGCUUUCCCAUAGGCACGCUUGACCCCAACACGGACAAAACUUACCUGCAUAACCAUGUCAUGCUAGUGAUACGAUUCCACAGUGCAGACAUUAAUAAACAUACCAUCGUCGGCUUUGAAGUAUAUCCUAAAUCCACCUCGGACCAUCAUUGCCCAGGCAGCUCCAAAGACUAUUCUCAUUACGAAAUAAAACCCGACGAAACUGAAGUGACCUUCAUACCGUUCACAUAUUCAGUUUACUGGCGUGAAGAGUUCCAUAAUGAUUGGUCUCGUCGCUGGACUUUUUUCAUGGCACUUGAUAAGUCUAAUACAUUCAAAUGGCUUUCUUUGGCCAAUAGCAUUAUUGUUUUAACCGUAAUGACCUCUAUUGUUGCAUUCGCUAUUGCGAAAAUUCGUGGCAACCGAUCCAUCCGUUCGGUAGCCUCCUCAUGGACAUCGCAUCCUGCACAUUUCCUGUCUCUUUUGAACUUGUCUACCGCCAUGGGCGUUCAAUUCCUGCUCUCUUUUUUCGGCGCACUUGUUAUUUCGUGCUCUUUGAGUAAAUUGCACGACAUUAUCAAUGGGGUGGUGUUCUCUGCUUUAAUUUUUUUCAUAAUGGGCGCGUACGCUUCCUCCUUUUUAGGCACAUUAUUGGCUCCAGAAGCUCGAGCAACGCUCAGUGUCUCGGUGUUAUGUGGUUGUGCUUUGCCCGGUAUGACUUUAAUUGUAUUGAUCAUUCUUAACAGUAUCGUUUGGGCGAAGGAAGGCACAGACCACAUCCCGUUCGAGAGUAUUGUGGUAAUAGCGACAUGCUACUUUGUGAUCUGUGGCCCUAUUUCAAUCUGUGGUGGCCUCACUGCGAGAAAGAUGAGGACAGGUGCACGCAAGGUCUCUGACAUUUCUUCUUCUCUAAAUUUUCUUCUAGCGAUGAACUAUGAGAGUAAAGAAACGGAUAAGAGUUUAAUACUUAAGCCCGUUCCCAAAAUAUUAUCAAAUCCUGUACUAUUUCAGUUGAUAUGUGGGGCACCACCAUUCCUUAUAAUCUGGUUUGAAGUUUCCACUGUCUACAAUUCUGUGUGGUCAAAAACAACCGAUUUUGUCUCCCUGUAUGGCGUCCUUCUCGCGAAUAUUGCUACAUUUUGCAUAACGAUCAUCGAAGUGUCGCUGGUGGCCUGUUAUCUCCUAAUUUUCUAUGGUCAAACUGGUGAUUCUAGCAGCUCCAGACGCAUACAAAAUGGCGGUGUCAAAAACAACAAGCAGACAUUUAUCAGCAUACUGAAACAACGUCCAUCUGCAGCAGGCCUAAUGAAACUCGUUAAAAUGGCAAUCCACUUCACUGCUACUCAACUAGAAUUAUUGUGUUCGAGCUGGAGGUGGAAAUGUUUUCUUGCCGGUAGUAGUGUGGCUUGGUACCUUGAACUCUUCUCGCUGUACUAUCUGGUUUUCGUGCUGCGCCUGAGAGACUUCUCAUCCGUAUUGUUGUUCAUGUGUUACACCGGUCUAUUCAAUUUCAUGUGUUGGUGUGCUUUUGGCGCGUUGGGAUACCUGUCAUGUUUGUGGCUUCUGAAUUACAUUUCUGGUCUACGCAAAGCUCGCUGA
Lachancea lanzarotensis is the source of this 2085-nucleotide messenger RNA. RefSeq names its product LALA0S01e06260g1_1 (gene TMN3). Gene Ontology annotation, cellular component: Golgi apparatus; membrane. Gene Ontology annotation, biological process: vacuolar transport; protein localization to membrane. The transcript has a single exon. NCBI's taxonomy places the organism in Eukaryota, Fungi, Ascomycota, Saccharomycetes, Saccharomycetales, Saccharomycetaceae. The coding region runs from base 1 to 2085 and encodes 694 amino acids. The record is from RefSeq and is a predicted model, not a curated record.